CUUGAAGGCGUUGACGACAAGUCAUCUCAGCAAGAUCUAAUAGCAUAAGCCGAACGAUUCUUCUGGCCUGACACAAAGCUCUAUUUCACAAAACUGACAAAAAAUUCGUGAAAAUCUCUCUUCGAUGAUUCAUCAGCCAGAUCCUCAUUUCUGGAUCUUCAUCACGACAACCUUGAAUCGUAAUACUAACUUAAGCGGAAUAUUUUGGUGCGACAAACAAAAGGAGCCCCUCGCGACAUCGCUAAUCGCCAUAAGCGAUGCUGUUCAACACACGAAUGGUAUCGAGCGUGCUCCUCUGAUGACGAAGAUGACGUAUGCAUAAAUGUAUUGAAGAUAUAAAUCACCGCGAUAACGCGUGUCGAGCGGGUUGAAGAAUGCCCGGCACGGAGAGCACGAGUUUCUUUCUUUUUCCACCAGUGUAGCAACACCCACGUCUUUUUUAUCGUAGACGCGAACUCGCAAUUUUUCUGCACCAACUGUCUACUUCUUCGUUCCGUCUCUCAAAUUGUUUCCUUUGCCAGUUAGACAAUGGGCACGACCACGAUGGUGCGCGCUGAUAAAUCAGACGCCGAGACGAAAUCGAAAUCUUUAAUCGCCUUGCCGGGUAGUGAAAAGCAAGUUUAUGUGCCGCAGACGCUGGAAAGUACCGAACACUCAUUGAACGUAGGAAGGAAGCGCUUUCAAUUUUUGGCCAGUUUGUGCGCUGGAAUAAUCGGUAUUCAGAGUGGCAUAACACUCACUUGGACGUCGCCGAUACUACCAUAUCUUAUGUCAGAGGCGUCCUUCCUUCCCCCACUGUCUGAGGAUCAAAUUUCCUGGAUAACGUCCUUGCUUGCACUGGGCGCUAUCGUGGGUGCCGUGCCUGCCGGCAAGAUCGCCGAUCGUAUCGGUCGGAAGUGGUCCAUCCUCUUGACGAUCGUGCCGUUCGCGACAAGCUGGCUGCUUUUGAUCUUCAGUCGGAACGUCGUCAGCAUAUACAUCGCUAGAUUCGUCGGCGGGAUCGGCGCCGGAGCGGCGUGCGUCCUGGUGCCGAUCUACAUCGGCGAGAUCGCACAGGCGUCGAUCCGAGGCGCCCUGACAGCUUUCUUUCCGAUUCUCCUCUCCUUGGGGAUCGUCUUGUCCUACACAGCAGGCGCGUACUGUUCCUACGUGGCCUUCAACACUAUUUGCUGCGCCCUACUGUUCCCUCUCAUCCUUGGCGCGCCCUUCAUGCCGGAGUCGCCGAUAUGGCUGGUGCAACGUGGUCGCAAGGCUCAAGUCACCAAAGUCCUAUUCACUCUGCGGGGAUCGAAGUACGACAUUCAGGACGAGAUAACUGUUCUCCAGGACGACAUAGAUAAGGUGGCGAAGGCGCAAGGCGGCUUCAAAGACCUCAUCGGCACCCAAGCCGGGCGUAGAGCCAUUAUCGUCUGCAUAGGGCUCAUGAGCUUCCAGCAACUGUGUGGCGUGGACGCGAUCCUCUUCUACACGGUCACUAUCUUCCAGGUGGCCAACAGUACAGUCGAUCCCUACGUGGCGAGCAUUAUCGUCGGAAUCGUCGAGGUCGUGAUAACAAUAGUUGUCGCCACCGUUAUCGACAGGUUCGGUCGCAAACCGCUUCUGAUUAUAUCCAGCAUGGCGAUGACUAUUGAUUUGAUCGUCCUGGGCUAUUACUUUAAGCUCAAAAACGAAGGCGACGUGAAUGCCAUUGGAUGGCUGCCGCUCACCUGUCUCUCCACCUUCAACGUCUUCUUUUCGAUCGGCUAUGGUUCCGUGCCGUUCACAGUGAUAAGCGAGAUAUUUCCGCCGCAGACCAAGGGCGUCGCCAGCAGCAUGUCUAUCGUGGUGCACUGGAGCCUGGUGUUCGCCGUUACCAAGCUGUUCCCGUCCAUGGAGGACAAGUUGGGCCCCGCUGCGACCUUUUGGACAUUCGCAUGCUUCACCGCCACGUCCACCGUCUUCGCAUUCCUCUUGGUGCCGGAGACGAAAGGAAAAACUUUGCAGGAGAUACAAAAGAAGCUCGAACGAAGGAGUAAAACGAGCACAGAGUACCCGGUCGAGCCGGUCUGAAGGCCGGAACAUGCUGCCAAAAGCGUUCACCUUGCCGCGCUUUUGCAGCGCCGAAAUCGGAAGCGAUGCUUACGAUACAUCCAAGUCUCCUGAAAGUCUAGAAGGUGCGCCUAGAAGAGAAGAAAUGCAAUUUUUCUUCUUUUUUUACAAGAAGUAUCUAAUUUAUCGCAGAAAAAUCACAAAAGUCGAGAGACAGAUCAGAGAAACAGAAAAGAAAGACAGAAAAGAGAAAGACAGCUUUUUAAUUUAUAUAAAUUGUUUAUAUAUUAUUAGCUGUGCUAAUUUAUACAUGAACGAUAUGCAGAGGAUAACCUCAUAUCCUUUACGAAAUCUGUGUUAUAUUUAGUAGAAACUAGAAAUGUGUUGAAAAAAGGACUUAAUGUCCAAAUUGCAAAACAUAUAAAUUAUUUGAAUAUAUCUUCUAAACGGAAAGAAGAAUAAUCCAUUAGGUUUUAGUUUUUUAUAAUAUUUUUCCGUAUAUAUAUAUUGAGCAAUAAGAAACAACACUGUAGUCAAUCAAUCUUUUGUUACAUAUUUAUAUUGCUGUUUAAGAAAUUAAUAUUUUCUUUUACCCUA
Molecule: messenger RNA, 2625 nt
Organism: Odontomachus brunneus
Lineage: Eukaryota; Metazoa; Arthropoda; Insecta; Hymenoptera; Formicidae
Product: facilitated trehalose transporter Tret1-like
Exons: 3
Coding region: 529-2049 (506 amino acids)
Biological process (GO): transmembrane transport; carbohydrate transport
Cellular component (GO): membrane
Molecular function (GO): sugar transmembrane transporter activity
Source: RefSeq, a predicted model, not a curated record